Molecule: messenger RNA, 462 nt
Organism: Lathyrus oleraceus (garden pea)
Lineage: Eukaryota; Viridiplantae; Streptophyta; Magnoliopsida; Fabales; Fabaceae
Product: ribonuclease 1-like
Exons: 2
Coding region: 1-462 (153 amino acids)
Biological process (GO): RNA catabolic process
Cellular component (GO): extracellular region
Molecular function (GO): ribonuclease T2 activity; RNA binding
Source: RefSeq, a predicted model, not a curated record
AUGGAUUGGACGCUUCACGGUGAAGAUGCAAUUCCAAAAGAUUUACAAACUAAGCUCAAGAUAUCAUGGACAAGUGCAAUAGGAGAUAAUGAAAUGUUCUGGAAAUAUGAAUGGUCCAAGCAUGGAACAUGUUACUACGAUGGGAAGAAGCAUAGGCAAUUUACAUACUUCAAUACAGCAUACAAGUUUUGGAAUGGAGUUAACCUUUUUAAUACACUCAAGGCAGAAGGGAUUGUCCCUGUUUCAGGAUUAGGCAAGCAGUACACUACAGAGGCUGCAACAAAAGCCAUCAAAAAGCAUUACACCAAUGACACUGUUACAUUCACUCCUCGAUUCAUGUGUUCUAAUUCUCCACCAAAUGAGUUAUAUGAAAUUAUUAUGUGUUUGGAUCAUGACGGAAUGAGUGCCAUCAACUGUACAAUGCCUUCAUCUUGUGGCAACUUAUUUUUAUGGAAAUUAUAA